This is a messenger RNA of Cheilinus undulatus (humphead wrasse), 1541 nucleotides long. It is a transcript of the gene bmerb1, whose product is annotated as bMERB domain containing 1. Gene Ontology annotation, cellular component: microtubule cytoskeleton. The transcript is spliced from 6 exons. Gene Ontology annotation, biological process: negative regulation of microtubule depolymerization. The record is from RefSeq and is a predicted model, not a curated record. Bases 153 to 767 code for a protein of 204 amino acids. NCBI's taxonomy places the organism in Eukaryota, Metazoa, Chordata, Actinopteri, Labriformes, Labridae.
UCCAUCCACACGUCGAGGGACUUAAAAGCUUGAAUAAAGAUGCUCAGCGUCUCGGAUCGCUGGAGCCUUGUCACCGGGUGAAACUGAGUUAUUUGGACGAACGCACUGAGAGAAACCGUGAAGAUUUAGGCGAAAGACUCUAUAUCCGGUUAAUGUUCAUAACAGAUAUGGAACUGAAGAAAUCUAUUUCGGACACCGAGCGCGCGCUUAGGAGCUACGGCGCCGUGUCAGAAACUGCAUGGACAACAGACAAAGGUCAUUCAGAUGUGUCCAUGGCAGAGAGCACCAUGGCUCCAGAAGAGAUCGAGGUGGAGAUGGCUCGUAUCCAGCGCCUACGAGAAGUCCUGGUACGCCGGGAGUCAGAGCUGCGCUUCAUGAUGGAUGACAUUCAGCUCUGCAAAGAUAUCAUGAGUUUGAAGCAGGAGUUGAGGCAGAUUGUGGCAGUACCAGAGAAAGAUAAAAACAAGAAGCACCGGCAGCGGGAGGAGGAGCUGAUCCUGAAAAUUCAUAAAUUGGUGCAGAAGAGGGAUUUCCUUGUUGAUGACGCUGAGGUGGAGAGAUUAAGGGAGAGAGAAGAAGACAAGGAGAUGGCUGAGUUCCUCAGACUGAAGUUGGUGCCUCUGGAGAAAAAGCUCAAAGUCACACAAAACCCUCCAAAGCCCAAGAGACAAAUCCUGGAGCCUCCUCCCAACAAACCCUCUAUCAGCAAGUCAGGAGCAGCCAUCAUUAAGGACUGCUGCGGAGCCACCCAGUGUGCCAUCAUGUAACAGACAGAGACCUCUGUUUGAGCCCAUCCAUUAGUCACAAGUCACUCAUGCCUCAUGACAUGUCAGACAACAUCUCCUGUUUACUCAGAAAAAUUUAGCUGAUCUUUCUCAGAUCUGUUCAGGACACGUUUUAAUUUCAGGAGAGUGCAGCUACACGGUUUCAGCUUAAAGUUUGUGAACUACUCCCUCAUUAACCGCUCGGGAGAAAACUGCAAUGAAGGAGCCUCUGUUACUAAAGACAGCUGUCAUCAGUGUUUAUCAAGGGAAAGGGAGGGGGCUGUUAAGUGGAUUUGAAACAAAAGUGUGCUGAAUUUACAUAAAAUUUUAAUCAGACAAAGAUGUUAACAUUCCUUUUAAAAUGACAAUAUGCUUCAACCAUCAUGUGGCUAAAAGUAGAACUACAAGCACAAUUUAAGAAUACUGUAGUCAAAUACAAAUGCUAGGGUUCUCCGACAGGAAAAAUAGAUAAAAUAAAUUUAAAGCAUAGUGGCAGCUACAGCAUACUUCUGAACUGUAGCUGAGCAACCCUUUGACCUCCUGCCUUGGCUCAAACAGUUCUCUAAUAUUAUCUCCUCUACUGUAAAUAUGGAGGCCAUUUCCACCAAUUAAAAAUGAAAAAUUGUCAAAGUGGGGCAGUUCUUAAAAAAACAAAUUCGUAAGUCAUAACAGUGAGAUAUAAAGUCAUCAUUAUGAGAUAACAAGUCAAAAUUAUAAAUCGAAAUUAUGGGAUAAAAAGUUCUCAUAAUUUAAACUUUUUAUAUCAUAAUUAUGACU